UUUUAUAUCUGAUACAUUUCAAACUCAUUAAAUUACCGUUAUAAAUCACAUCAACCCACAGCGUCACCGCUCUCGGCCGUGCGCAUGCGCAGUCCAGUGCAAGGAGCUGUCCGCGGCAGUUGGUGCUCGAGCGUUUUACCCGCAGCAGCUUCACCGGUCACAUCGCUACAGGAGACAUGGAGGAAGAGCUAAAAUGCCCUGUUUGUGGUUCCUUCUUCAGGGACCCCAUCCUGCUGCCUUGCUCCCACAAUGUCUGCCUGCUGUGCGCCCGGAACAUCACCGUCCAGACGCCGGAUGGGGAGACUCCGGUCCAGAGUCGAGCCUCCGGUAGCUCCGACUACGACUACCUGGACAUGGACAAGAUGAGUCUGUACAGCGAGACGGACAGCGGCUAUGGCUCCUACACUCCUUGCCAGUUGAAGUCUCCGAACGGCGUUCGGGUAUUUCCGCCGGUCGCCCCGCAUCGGAACUGCUCUCUCACCUGUCCGCUAUGUCACCGGAGUGUGUCCCUGGAUGAACGGGGGCUCCGGGGGUUUCCUCGGAACCGGCUUCUGGAGGCCAUUGUGGUGCGGUACCAGCAGACCCGUGGUAUUCCGUGUUCGGCAUCCCCCUCCGCGGUGAAGUGUCAACUGUGCGACCGCAACCCGGUGGUCGCCACGGUGAUGUGCGAGCAGUGCGACGUCUAUUACUGUAACGCCUGCCAGCAGCGGUGCCACCCGUCCCGCGGUCCCCUGGCCAAGCACCGCCUGGUGCCGCCGCCGUCGCCGAGUCAAGCAGCUGGAGGAGCGGCGAGUGGCGGCGGCGGGGGCGGCGGUGCUGGGAGUCAGCAGCCGGUGCUGACCGCGCGGAAAACGGGUACUUGCGUGGAUCAUGAGGCGGAAAACUUCAGCAUGUAUUGCUGCAGCUGCAAGGCUCCGGUGUGCAUGAAGUGUUUGGAGGAGGGGAAACACGCCAAGCACGACGUCAAACCGCUGGCUGUGAUGUGGAAGCAACACAAGUGCCAGCUCUCCCAGGCUCUGAACGGCGUCUCUGAUAAAGCAAAAGAGGCAAAAGAGUUCCUGGUUCAGCUCAAGAACAUGCUGCAGCAGAUACAGGAGAACGGAGUGGAGUUUGAAGCCUGCCUGGUGGCUCAGUGUGACUCUCUGAUCGAGGCGCUGACGAGACAGAAAGCCAAGCUGCUCACCAAAGUCACCAAGGAGAAGGAGUACAAGCUGAAGGUGGUGCGAGACCAGAUCACCCACUGCACCAUGAAGCUGAGGCAGACCACCGGCAUGAUGGAGUACUGCCUGGAGGUCCUGAAGGAGAACGACCCCAGUGGCUUCCUGCAGAUCUCGGACGCCCUCAUCAAGCGCGUGACGUUGUCCCAGGACCAGUGGGUGAAAGGGGCCCUGGAGCCAAAGGUCGGCCCCGAGUUUGACCUCAGCCUGAACACCGACUCGCUGAUGCAGACCAUCCUGCAGCUGGACUUCUGCCAGGGCAAAGAUGUGCAGGAGAAACCGCUUUUGAAACUAAUGCAGGCAGCAGCAGACAGUGGUGAGGCUGAGAUGGAGGCAGAGAGCCCCAGAGUGGAUUUAGGACCCGCGGUGCCAGCAGCGCCUCUACUACAGCUGGAGAAAUGCUGCACCAGGAACAACAGCGCCACCCUGGCCUGGAGGGUAACUGCGCCUGCUAGUUGCCCCAUUGAGGGCUACAUCCUGGAGCUGGACGAUGGGAAUGGAGGGCAAUACAGGGAGGUGUAUGUGGGGAAGGAGACGGUCUGCACGGUGGACGGCCUGCACUUCAACAGCGCCUACAACGCCAGGGUGAAAGCCUACAACGCCGUUGGAGUCGGACCGUACAGCAAGACGGUGGUGCUCAAGACUUCUGACGUGGCUUGGUUCACCUUUGACCCCACCUCGGCUCAUCGUGACAUCGUUCUGUCUAAUGAGAACCAGACGGCAACGUGUAGCAGCUACGACGACCGCGUGGUUCUGGGGACGGCUGCGUUCUCAAAGGGAACUCACUAUUGGGAAGUCGCCGUUGAUCGCUAUGACAACCACCCAGACCCUGCGUUUGGCGUGGCGAGGAUCAAUACCAUGAAGGAAAUGAUGCUGGGGAAGGACGACAAGGCCUGGGCCAUGUAUGUGGACAACAACCGGUCCUGGUUCAUGCAUAACAACUCCCACACCAACAGAGCGGAGGGGGGCAUCACGAAGGGCUCCACUGUGGGCAUCCUGCUGGACCUGACCAAACGCACCCUGACCUUCUUCAUAAAUAAGGAGCAGCAUGGACCAACAGCCUUCGAGAACCUGGACGGCGUUUUUGUUCCUGCUGUCAGCCUUAACAGAAAUGUUCAGGUGACCUUACUGACCGGCCUGGAGGUGCCAAUUAAUAUCAAACAGUAGGAGCUCAUUCCUCCUUCCUGAGUGCCCUGGAUACAAACCUCUGAUGUCACAUGCAGACUCACCGCUGUGUUUUCCUGAAACAUCAGGUUGGGUUCCUCCCACCCUCCUCGAGGUGCUGUUUUGUCUUGGACACGACACAUCAUGUCAUAACAAAGGAACAAAUCCGAUUGGUUGUAGAUUAUUAUGGACAUUCUUACACAGUGGCCCUAAUCCUGCUCCGUGGUCAGGUUGAACCACCAAAAUAGCCAUAUUUGGUCAUUAGGGACCAAAUAUGGCUACAUGGAGAGAACAGUAGCUUAAACCAGACCACUGUGACAUGAUGGUUGUAGGAUACGUAAAAUUCCCAACGUCUAAGAACACAACACAUCAAUGGAAAGGUUUGUUAUUAAAAGCUGAAGGUAUUUAAUAUUGAGUUUUACUACAUCUACUUCAUUUUUUCUCUUUUCCCUAAGAACAUGAGUGUGGGGAGUGAGAAUAACCCGACCUGCCAUAUAAAACUGAAAAUUGACAAACUGUAGAUAUUGAUAUGUGACUUGUGAUAUUAAGCAUGGAUUGACAGGCAAGUUUGCAAACUGUCUGAAAUUGUUCUGUAAAUAAUGUUUUAUUGUCUCUGCAAUGAGUGAUGUUAUUAUGAGCUGUAACAACGCUGCCUGCUGGCCAAUAUUGGGAACUGCAGCUCUGGAUGCUCUUCAGACGACCAGCUCAUUGAAUUGUAAAAAUAUGUUAAAAUUUCCUCCAUAAUUUAAAAUAUUUGAGCAUUUAAUCAGGGAUAUGUGAUAUGUAGAUUAUGCUUUGAGGUUUAUGGUUAUGAUGAACUAGUAUACUGCUCAUAUCGUAAAUGCCAGUUUUAUUUUACACAAACAGUGUGAACAAACUCAAAUGCACAAAGGUGGAAAAACCUGGUAUUUUUACGGCAUUCGAUCAGAUAAUGUUUUUAUUAAAAAUCAUGUAGUAUGUUUUGUAUUUUCUAAACAUAUUUAGCUUUUAAAUGGAAGAAGCCAGUGGAAGAGUGAUAUCUAAACCUUCUAAUUUAUUAAACAUAUGAGGAUAUAUUUA
Messenger RNA from Gambusia affinis (western mosquitofish), 3440 nucleotides. Its product is annotated as E3 ubiquitin-protein ligase TRIM9. The transcript is spliced from 13 exons. Gene Ontology annotation, molecular function: zinc ion binding; protein binding. The record is from RefSeq and is a predicted model, not a curated record. Lineage: Eukaryota; Metazoa; Chordata; Actinopteri; Cyprinodontiformes; Poeciliidae. The coding region runs from base 177 to 2384 and encodes 735 amino acids.